Plasmodium reichenowi is the source of this 1285-nucleotide messenger RNA. RefSeq lists its product as hypothetical. Gene Ontology annotation, molecular function: Hsp90 protein binding. The transcript is spliced from 4 exons. The record is from RefSeq and is a predicted model, not a curated record. The annotation marks the transcript as partial. Lineage: Eukaryota; Apicomplexa; Aconoidasida; Haemosporida; Plasmodiidae.
UUACACAAGAAGUAUUAACUAUGUAGCUGACAAUUCAGUUGUAUAUACGAACAGAUCGUUAGCUUAUUUUAAAAUGGGAGCCUUUGAAAAUAGCCUUAAGGACGCCUUGAAGGCAAAAGAAUUAGACGAAAAUAAUUUGAAAAGUUAUUAUAGAAUAUGCGAAGCGUAUAAAUCGUUGAAGGAUAUAGAUAAUUAUGAAAAGUAUUUAGAAUUAUAUAAUAUGAAGAAAAAUAAAAAGGAGAAUAAUGAAAGUAAUAAAUCGAACAUUGAUAAGAAAUUAUUAACUGAGAAAAAUAGAAAAAAUGAAGAGCACAAUAAAAAUAAAAAUAUUAAUAAUAAUUAUUAUAAUAAUGAUUUUGAAAGGGAACAAAAUGAACAAAGAAAAGAUAAAAUCAUUACUAGUAAUGAACUUAUAGAUAUUUGUAACAACAUAGAAGAAAAAAAUCCUUUCUUAUUUUUUCCUAACUCACAAUUAAAUAACACUAUAAGUAAUAUACAAUUUGAAAAAAAAAAAUAUAAAAAUAAUUUCUUAAUUGAAGAAGUUUAUGAUUUUAAGAAUUUGAAAAAUCAAAAUUCAUUACAAUCGACAAACACAAAGAAAUGUAUUGUACAUAAUGAAGAAAAAAUAAAUUAUCAUGAUAUAUAUGAUGAUAUAAAAACAUGUCUACAUAUUUUUAAACAUUUCUUUUUCGAUAAUGUACCAAAGGUUGUUCAUAUUGAAAAAGAAAAUAAAAUAAAUAUACAACACACAAAUUAUGAUAUACACUCUAUGAAAAAUCAAGCUGAUCAUUUCUUUUCUCACAAGCAAUAUUAUGCAGCUCUUAAUAUGUACAACGAAAUAAUGGAAAAAUGCAAAAGUGAAGAGAGUGUUUUUUACUGCUCUCUCCUCAGUAAUCGUAGUUCCUGCUUUAUAAAAAUGAAAAAAAUUAUAAGCUCCUUAUGUGAUAUUCACCAAGCAAUUAAAAUCCUUCUGUCGUUACUUGAAAAACAUGUCGAAUAUAUAAAGAAAGAUAACAGAACAGAACUAGAAGAUAAAGAUAUUAACAAAAUGUUUGCGAGUAUAGAUAUACAAACAUUUAAAAACAUUGAAGGAAUAUAUAUGAAAACGCAUAAGCUAUUAAUAAGACUAUUAUUUAGAUAUGCUAGCUAUUCAUAUAUUAACCCUAAAUAUUUUAAGGUCUUUUCAUUAAAUGAGAUUGAUACACUUGUCAAAUUAAAUGGAAAAAUCUAUAUAGAUCUUCCUGAACUAGACAAACUAAAGAAAGACGUUUAUUCCAAGUUAUAA